Messenger RNA from Clunio marinus, 438 nucleotides. The record is from the annotation of a GenBank genome assembly. Lineage: Eukaryota; Metazoa; Arthropoda; Insecta; Diptera; Chironomidae.
AUGUCUGAAAAUGUUUAUUUUUAUUUCACUGUUUCAUUCUGUUUAGCCAAGUCAGAGACUAUUAAAGCCCACGACAAGUUUCAANAGUCGGAAGGUCCAUGGACAGUCGGAAGGUCCAUAGACAGUCGGAAGGUCCAUGGACAGUCGGAAGGUCCAUGGACAGUCGGAAGGUCCAUGGACAGUCGGAAGUUCCAUGGACAGUCGGAAGGUCCAUGGACAGUCGGAAGGUCCAUGGACAGUCGGAAGGUCCAUGGACAGUCGGAAGGUUCAUGGACAGUCGGAAGGUCCAUGGACAGUCGGAAGGUCGGAAAGUCCAUGGACAGUCGGAAGGUCCAUGGACAGUCAGAAGGUCCACCAUAUUCAACAUCCAAAAAGGCGACAAAAUCAGAUGAACAAGAGUGUUCAAUGCUAAAACACUCAUUCAAAGGUUACCAAUAA